Molecule: messenger RNA, 3342 nt
Organism: Cydia pomonella (codling moth)
Lineage: Eukaryota; Metazoa; Arthropoda; Insecta; Lepidoptera; Tortricidae
Product: angiopoietin-related protein 7-like
Exons: 8
Coding region: 1376-2848 (490 amino acids)
Source: RefSeq, a predicted model, not a curated record
AACAGAAUGAAAAAUCUAAAAAAAAUAUAUCAUAUACAUUACCAUGCAAACUUCCACCAAAAAUUAGUUUGAACGAGAUCUAGUAAGUAUUUUUUUUUAAUACGUCAUAAAAUUAAAAAAAAAAUUUUUUUCUUCAAACCCAUACGUGUGGGGUAUCUACGGAUAGGUCUUCAAAAAUGAUAUUUAGGUUUCUAAUAUCAUUUUUUUCUAAACUGAAUAGUUUGCGCGAGAGACACUUCCAAAGUGAAAAAAAGUGUGUCCCCCCCCUGUAACUUCUAAAAUAACAGAAUGAAAAAAAAAACAUGAUAUACGUUACCAUGCAAACUUCCACCGAAAAUUGGUUUAAACCAGAUCUAGUAAGUAGUUUUUUUAAUACGUCAUAAAUGGUACGGAACCCUUCAUGGGCGAGUCCGACUCGCACUUGGCCGCUUUUUAUUUAUUUGAGUAAUAACAUUAAAGAGGCUUAACGCUAGGCAUGUACAAACUAUUUUGCAUCAAUUAAGAACCUGCCGAACUGUUUUGUGAAACCAUACAUGAAUAAAUAUACCUAGGAUUUUUUUUCUUACAUUGUAUUUAUUGUGCAAUAGUGUAAAAGCAACGUUGUAUUUAUGGAGUAUAAUAUUGUAUCGCUUGCUGUUAAUGCCUUUCUAGAAAUAAAACGAGUUGAUAUAAGAUUCAUAUACUUAAUAAUCUAUGACUUGACGAACUCUUCUGCAUUGGGGCUCGUAGUUUUUGUUACGGGGAAAGAUAUAGAAUAGUUGUCAACCCCAAAAUAAACCCAUAGGGGUGAAAAGGGGGAGGAAAAGGCUGUUAGGGGGAAAAAGGGGUUGAAGUUUGCAUGGGGAAUCAGUAAAAAAAAAGCAGACUGUAUAAAAGGUGCCCCCAGAUAGGCAGAUACGUAUUUCAGGAUUUUUAAUAGUAAAUCACCCCCAACCCUUUAAAUUAGGGGGUUGAAUAUUGUCAUACUCAACUUACAACUUUCGUUUUGGCAACAUUUUACAUGAAAAUGUUUUUGAUGGGAUUUCACUUCUUUUUGUAAAUUGCUUAUGACAAUCUUCCAUCCCCUAAUUUAAAGGGUUGGGUGUGAAUUAUUGAAAAUAUGAUGUUUGUGUAAAUGUGUACUAACUUGUAAAACAGCCCUUGAGAGCUACUUGCAGAUUUUUUUUUUUAAUUUUGAAUUUACACAUUGUACCUACACAUUUUCGUAUGAAUAUCCAAACUUUCAAACAGGGCUCCUUAGGCCGGAAGCCACUUACAGCAACAACUCUGUGACGAGAUGUUAUUAAAAUAAGUUAGGUACUAUUAUACAUUUCUCUUACUCCGUGGGACCGUCAUUGUAGCCCGCACGGCCCUCGCUGACAGCAGUCUCAUUGAUAUGUUACUCUUAAAUAUAAUUCUCAGUAUCUCAAUGCUUACCAUUUCUAACGGAAAGGAAACAAAAAAAAAAAUUAUAAACAUGGAAGAUGCGUCGAAUGAAGAUAGUAAUUCGUAUUUAAAUGAGAAACUAAAAACAAUACGACCAGUUAAGGGCGAAGCGGUAGUUGAAAAAUUUGUGGAAACCCUAAUGUCCAGUGAAAGAUAUUUGAAGUUGGUAGAGACCGUCGAGCGAAAGUUGAACCAUCUCGAUAAUAGUUUUCACGAAAAGACAUCCAGUGUCAUGAAAUAUUUAACGGAAAUCCUGAGGAUGUUACAACCCUUACCUGACAUGGAAGAGUUGCUGAAAUCUGUUCGGAUGAGCCUAGAGUCUGUGUCUGAGACCCUGAAUCACAUACCGAUGGGGCGCACCGCGGACUCGGGGCUGGAGGAGCGGCUAUCGCAGCUGGAAGGCUCGGUGCGCUCGGCAGCGGCCGGCAUCGACACCAUCAUGGCCACCAUCGCGGAGGUCAAGAACCGGCCCUACGCCUCGAAGGAACAUAAAUCGGACUCGAUGGAUGCUUCAAGCCUCAUCUCUGAAUUCCGACGGACUUUACAGGAGCAUAAAUCAAAAAAAUGUGAUUGCAAGUCGGUUCGUGUCGACCGCUCGGAGCGGUAUCCGCUAGACUGCUACGAGAUCCAGAUGCAGGGCUUUAACGUCUCCGGCAUCUUUAAGAUACAUCCCGACGGUAUGGAGCCCUUCUACGUGCUGUGCGACCUCUCCACCGCGGGCGGUGGCUGGACGGUAUUCCAAAACCGUUUCGACGGUUCUCAAGAUUUCUAUAAAAGUUGGACUGACUACAAGUACGGGUUCGGUAACCUCGCGGGAGAGUUCUGGCUCGGGCUGGACAAGCUGCACUACCUCACCAACCAGAAGCUGUACGAGCUGCGCGUCGAGCUGGAGACCCAGAACGGCCACGAAGCCUAUGCCGCCUACUCCGUGCUGACAAUCGGCCCGGAGUACGAGGGGUACAGAAUGAGCACCCUCGGGACAUAUUAUGGGACGGCUGGUGAUUCUCUAUCGUACCACGCCGGGCAGAAGUUUUCCGCUAUGGACAUGGACCACGACGAGUGGAAGGAUGGGUCGUGUGCGGUCGAGCACGGCGGCGCCUGGUGGUACAAGGAAUGCGACAAAAGUAAUCUAAAUGGAGUAUACGUGAAUUCCGACGAGCGGCGCGCGCACACCAUCUACUGGAUCUCGUUCAAGGGCCCCAGCCUGCCGCUCACGCGCACCAAGAUGAUGAUCCGGCCGCUGCCCGCGCGCCGGCCCGUCGACUACCCCGACCAGAUCCGGCAUAUGACGGAGAUGCGCAGCGAGGUGCAGGGGCACGUGAAGCCGAGCCACGGCAAGGGCGUGAAGAGCAAAGCGCGCCGACCCGACUACCGCCUCGGCCAGCCCGCCGCCAGCGACGCCUUCUACGCCGGCUACGCGUAGCUCUCACACUAAACGCUCAUUGACACGGUGCGAGAACUCGCUUGCGACUUUCAUUACAUUGCGGUAUUUGAUCGGUCGGCCGAAUUGGUUGUAACCUCAGUAGUCCGUAAUGUAACUAUAAUCGUAUGCGGGAUCGCGUGCCGUCUAAAUCAUCCCUAACUGGACUAUUUUUUAUCGUAGGUGCAGUUCUGACUUCAAAUUAUAACUUUAAACUUUACCGAUUAUAUACUUGAUUUAAACUAGAUUCAUGGAAGCUGGCACGUGUUUUACAAUCUGUUUAAUAAGGAAGUUUUUGGGCCACAAUAUACAUUAAAAUGUACCUACAGUUAGUAACACAACAAAAAAAAUCUUGAUUAUAGAAAUUGUAUAAGAAAAAUUAAGAACUAGAACAGAUACAUUUUUCUAGCUCUAUUAAAUGAAUAUGUGUCAGAAUUUGUGAAAUGUCUUACAACUAUGUAUUUGCAAGUGAUAAAUAAAAGAGUUUUUUAUCAGUC